AUGUCUGAUAUAUACUCUAAUAUAAAUUCCCAACUUCAUUCCAAUUAGAAUUUAUCCCUUUAUGCAAGACAUUAAAAAGAAGCAAGAAUAGAACAUUCAAAGUUGACACCCGAAGAAUAAAAAGAAAAAUUACUUUAAGUUUAUAAUAACCGACCUCCUGUAUUCUCAGAUGAAGCAAAAGUACCUCCAAAACAAAUUACAGCUACUCAAGGAUCCCAAAGAUAAAAAUUACAGAUGGGAAUCAUUAAUCCAAUACAUUAAUUUGAAGAUCCUAGAAUCAUUAAAAAUGAAGCUAAAUAAAAAGAAUAGGAAUGGUAUGCUUAAAGGAUGAAAUAAAAGUAGAGACCCAAACCAGAGGAUCCAUUACUUGAACCUCAAGCCGAUUUAGUUUUAUAGGCAAACAAAAUUUAACUAAAGUACGAAUUAAUAUAUAUUAAACUUAGACCUCCUCCAAUGUUAGAGAAAGAAAAGCCUUUAAUGUAGGAUCACCUAGCUAAUCCUUAUAUUUAUAUAAAGAAGAUUUUCAAAAAGAAUUCAGUAGAAUCUUAAAUGAAACACCCAGACAUUUGGGAUAAGAGUACACAUGUUGAAUCUUUGAGAAUUAAUAAAGUUAUGAAAUAAGAGGGAAAGAAAAGACCUUAAUCAGCUAAAGUGAUUUAAUAACAAUAAGUCCCAUUAUAGGAUAAAUAGAAAGAAAAAUUGAAUAAAAAGGAGAGAGAAGAAUUUUAUUUGAAAAACUUAGUAAAAAGAAUGUACAAUAUUUUAUUAGAAAAUGAAAGAAUUUUUAUUCAAAUUUUUUAAGACCAUUAACCAUUUGUUAAAGGCCAGGAAAUAUAAUAAAAUUAUUUAUAAAGGGGAUCAACAGAAUUAUGAUUUAAAUACUUUAUUCAAUUUAUGGGCUGAUCAUAAGAAAUUCAAUUUCAAAUCCAAUCCAGAGAAAUUUAGUAAUAAAAUUUAAUUAAAAAAAUUUAGUAACUAAAGAAUAAUUUGUUGACUUUCUAUUAUUAAUUGGGCUUGAUCCAGAUAGAUCUCAUGAAGCAGAAAGAUUUUUUGAUUAUUGUCAUGAAGAUGUUGUUAAAGCUCCUGGAAUUACUCAAUAGGAAUAAAAUACUUAAGCUUAAUAAGACUCUAAAUGGUUUAGAUUAUUUAAAGAUUGA
This is a messenger RNA of Paramecium pentaurelia, 1157 nucleotides long. The record is from the annotation of a GenBank genome assembly. NCBI's taxonomy places the organism in Eukaryota, Ciliophora, Oligohymenophorea, Peniculida, Parameciidae.